Molecule: messenger RNA, 1549 nt
Organism: Manduca sexta (tobacco hornworm)
Lineage: Eukaryota; Metazoa; Arthropoda; Insecta; Lepidoptera; Sphingidae
Exons: 4
Coding region: 54-1268 (404 amino acids)
Source: RefSeq, a predicted model, not a curated record
UAUUUUUUUGUCUACAGAAUUUCGACAUACUCGAGGGCGAUCUCCCUGACUCUAUGACAGACCUAACGCUGACAGGCGCAGAUACUAUCAUGUUUGGACCCAAUUCGAUGAGCAGACUGGCAGACGCGCGCCACGUCCGCAUCUCGGGACCCAAACAGCUGGUGCUUCGGAAAAACACCGCCGUCAAUACCAAAGUGGUCAACCUCUAUCUGGACAUCCGCGGCGUCGAUGUGGUCCGCAUGGAGCCGAGUACCUUCCAUAAAGUACAAGGUCCGCUAUCGGUAACGAUAAAGAAUUGUGACUUCGUGUUCCUCGAGGGCGAGGUGUUCUCGUGGCUCCUUUCCAUAAGCGUGAUCAAUGUCAGAAAGCUGGUGCUAGGCAAAGGGUCGUUUGCACUGGAUCCUACUGCUGCCAAUGUUGGUCAACAUGGGCCUGGCAUGUCGGUUGAACUGGUGAACACAACUAUUCCCGAGUUACCAGCUCAAAGUUUUGGAUCUUCAGCAGCCCGAGUUUACUUGGAAUCUGUAGACGUUCAUGGAAUACGCUCAGGAGCCUUCACUGCGAAUACAUAUAACAUCGUUAUGGCUGUAAAUUGCGCUUUUCACCUAAUAGAGGAAGAGGCAUUCGCGCCGAAGUCAUUAAUACACAAUUUAAAUUUCAUCGGCUGCAAGAUACAACAACUGAGUUCUAAAGCGAUACAAUCAGCUGUCGUUAGUCUAAACUUUUCGAACAACAGUUUUGACAAUAUUGACUCAGGAGCGAUAAACACAACCGUCGUAGCAGUAGAAAUCGUUAACUGCACUUUUCACAAAUUUAUGGAAAAAGGAUUCGAGUUUUUAUCUUGGAAUAAACUACGAUUAGAACGGAAUUCGUUCGACGAGCUCGUUCCAAACGCUAUUCUCACCCCCGACGUGUUACACGUACAUGAAUUUAUAUUUAAUGAAAAUGAAAUCGAAACGAUGCACCCCAACAGUCUUGGAUUUAUAGGACAAGUCGCUGCAAAUGCUGCAAAAAAGAUCACCUAUAAUAAUAAUUACUAUGGACAAAAUUGUCACUGCAAUAUUACUGAGUGGUUGGGUCGCGCUCUUGGUGCAGCCUCUGGUGAACUCUACACGACAGAAAGUUACUGCACGGUUGAUGAAUUCUUUGCACGUUGUUUUAACGAACCUGAACAAAAUAUGAAAAUUUCUAAAUUCAUUAAUGGAGUUUGUAAUCCUAACGAAGUACAAUGCGAAGCUUUACAAAAGUGGAACAGACACGGGAAAUAAAAAAUCCAAGAUUCCCCCACAAAAACAAAGAAGAACCUAUAUUGCGUGAAAGAGAUAAGAAAGUUAUUGGCAUUGUCAUUGUAACGAUCCUUGGAUGCGUCAUAAUUGCCAUGUUAAUCACUUUUAUAAAAUGUUUACGACGCGAAGGCUACUGCUUGAAUAUAAAAAACAUACUACUGUCCUCUAAUUCGUCAUGUGGUUCCUUCUGCGAUAGACUCUGUACAUGUGGCAGAGGAAACGGUUUAGACAACGCACGAUCAAUAUCUCAACUUUCGGUUAAU